AAAAGGCAUAAUCCACAUUCGCGCUCACGUUGACUUCUUUCAACCACGAGCGCACGCAGCUUCAGGGAAGCUGCCGCCUUUACCAACUCCAUCCCUUCAUGUCCGCUGGGUAUGAAAUCAUUGCCUCCUAAUUCUUUCCCACUCUCGCAUUUCUCGCCUUCUCGGAGAAUCCGCUUCCCGCUUGUCGAUUUAGCGAUCGAUAAGUAAGUUCGUUUUCUUGCUAAAAAAAAGAAUUUCGGGUGUUUGGGUAUUGGAUCAGAUGGUUCUUUCUGUGUUAACAUGAGUGAUCGGUGGUUGGUUGGCAUAAAUAUCCAACGGAAAGGGGGGAAAUUUGCUGGCUGUAGCGGCGACCGGGAAGCGUGCAAGCCAUGUGUUUGUGGAAUUGCGCCAGCAGAAACCUGUUUCUUACCAGAACAAGGCUUUUUGUGAUGCGGUGAUUUGACUCUAGGCGGAGUUAUUAUUUGUGUUCUUGGAGCGAAGCCAUGGACGUCGUGCAAGCACUUGCAUCGGCGACGCAGCUGGUGUCUGCAAUGGUGUCCGCGGUGGGAGCGCUGGAGCAGGCGGCCGCAGACGCGCAUGAGGCUCCCAGGAGGCUGCAGGUGCUCGAGAAUUUCGUAUCCGACCUUGAGGUGUUGGUGCAGCAGGCUAGGCAGAAGCACGCUCACAAGAUGCACGGCCCGCAGCUCGAGCGUCAGUUCCAGAGCUUGACCGGGCUCAUGGAUCAGCUCCAUGUCAACAUCACCAAGGCAAGGCGGGCCUUGAAGAAGGGUAAAGGGAAGGGAUUGGCUAGGGUGGUGUGGAGCUCGGUGGUGGGAGAUCCACUCAUGAAGUAUAUUCAGCUGAUCAGAGAUGAUCUCAACUGGUGGCUGGAACUGCAGAAGUUGACACAGAGCGUCAGCAAUGUCAUUGCGUCUACAGCCAAGGGUACACCGUCGUUGGUGAGAGUCAAGUCUGAGAAUGGCUAUCCAGUGUCAGAGAAAUGUGAUUAUGUUAGGGAGAUUUUGGAGAGGGAUGCUGGUCAUCGCGUUGUCCUGAUUGUUGGAUUAUCUGGUAUCGGGAAGUCGUGCCUUGCUCGACAAAUAGCAUCUGCACCUCCUGGUAAUUUUGUGGAUGGUGCAAUUGAGCUUAGUUUUGGGCGGUGGUGCAGUAGAGCAGCAUGUAAUGGAAGCAGGAGCGAGUUCCAUAGGCGUCUUGUUAGGAAGAUAUGCAAAUUCCUAGUGCAGAUUGGUUCCAUGACUGUCAAUGAGGACAUAAGCAAAGAUCUUGAAGAUGUAUGUUGCUUGCUUCAGACCGCGCUGGUCGGUAGGAGCAUGUUAAUACUACUUGAUGAUGUCUGGGAGCAAGACAUAGUCGAUCGCUUCACGAGACUAUAUGAUAAUGAUUGCCGGUAUCUUGUGACUGCAAGGGAUGAAGCAGUUUAUGAGAUAGCAGAAGCUGAAAAGGUAGAAAUAUCCAAAGAGGACAUCAAGAAAAUCAGCAAGGGCAUUCUUCUUUAUCAUAGUCUUCUUAGUGUCGAAGAGCUUCCGCAUGUUGCAGAUGUCUUGCUGGACCGUUGUGGACACCAUCCCCUUACAGUUGCUGUCUUGGGUAAGGCUCUCAGGAAGGAGACCAAAGUGGACAAGUGGGAGAAAGCAAUAUCCAACCUUUCCACCUAUGCAACUUGUGCACCAGGUCCAGUUUCAUAUGUGAAUGAGAAAGAAGUUGAGACCACAUUGACCAUCUUUGGAUCUUUUGAGUUCAGCUUGGAAGCAAUGCCAGAAAAUUCACGAAGGUUUUUCAUGGUUCUUGCAGCUAUCUCAUGGGAAGAACCUAUACCUGAGGCGUGCCUUGAAUCCAUUUGGUCAGCACUUGUGCAGGACAGUUUAUUCCCUAUUGUUGUUUCAAAACUAGUAGAAGGCUCACUCAUCAUCAAACUGGAAGACCAAUCAAUGUAUCAUAUGCAUGACAUGGUUUCACUUUACCUUGAGAACAAACAAAAUGAUGCUGUUCAUACUCUUUUGACCGAUUCUUUUCCUGAAUAUGCUGCAUUGGUGGCUCCUUGGCUUUUUAUUUUUGGCAAAGACAGUGCAAAAGUGCCAGCUGAGCAGAAGAUUAGAUCAUUCUUUUCUUUGCUAGAGUUCAUGGAGAUUGAGAUCUUACUGGCAAGCACUACCCAAGCUCUCAUGGCAUGCAAAUCAAUAUCUGAAUUUGAGUCUGGCAGGCUUGGGUUCAGCAAAAUGCUUGGACCACGGAUAGCAGAGCUAAUUUCUGUUGGGUCAGCAACUCUUAUUGUUGCUGUUGCGAAAGCUAUCACGGUCGUCUUUUUCCAAGGAGACUAUGCAAAUCUCUCCCAAUCUCUCGAAACAGCAGGUUCUGUCGAUAAAUUAAUUUGUGUUCUUUCUGGCCAUGAAGAUUCUUCGACUGUAGCCAACGUUUCUGCUGUUCUUGCCAAGGUAUCUGAGCAUGUUAGUGCCACAAUUGCUGACGAAAUUUUGGCAAGCAUUCCCAUGGACCGAAUGGCAGAACUAUUGUCUCCAGAAAAUGAGGAGUGGCAUGAAAUUGUGUUUACAACUCUAGCAUCUCUUAUAAAAGUGGGGAAGCUAAAGGCUGUUGAGUCAAUGAUCGAAGCGGGAAUUGACAAGAAGCUUCUUAUACUUCUAGGCCGUGGUUCUGAGAUCUCACAGCAUCAUGCAAUUAUCACGUUAAAAACUUUUUGUGAGCUCGGUGCUCCACUUCAAGAGUGCAUGGGGCCUGGAUUGUUGAUUCAUUUGCCAUGGCAGGCUCGGCUUAGCUUGGAGAGAUUUGUUUUAACUAACCAAAAUGUAGUUCCAUCACUAAAGCCUCAGUAUUUCGAGGUGCUGCUUCACAGGAUUCUGCAAUCAGACAGCAAAGAGAUCAUUGAAGCUAUCCAAGGUUUAUUACCUCUUGCUGAGAGGGCUAAUGACCCUAGGGUGCAAGGUCUUCUUUUAGGAAGCAAUCUGUCUGAUAGGUUGUCAUGUCUGCUCGAAUGCAGGGAAGUCGGAAACAAUCAAGUAAGAUCUCAGACUGCCUUUCUGGUAAUGAAAUUGGCUUGCACCGGAGGCGAGCCAUAUGUCCGUAGGUUCCUGGAGCUUAAUAUUGUCCAUGAGCUCAUCGCAAUGAUGCAGUGCACUACUGACGAGCUCCAGGAUUCUGCUUACCAUGCCCUGAAUCAGAUUGUCUAUGCAAAGGGAGGAACGUUAGUCUUGCAGAGAUUUCUACAGCUAGGAACUAUAGAAAAAUUGGUCAAUCUGCUCGACCGCAAGUGUGUGAAGACAAAGGACCUUGUGGUGCAACUUCUCGUUGACAUUGCAGCGGUCGGAACCAAACCCUGCAUCGAAAGAAUGCUCACUUCCCAAGUCAUCGAGAAGCUUGUUGCCCUUGAGAAAAUAGGUGGGUGUUUCAGCGGAGCAGUGUCAAGAUAUAUCCAUGGAUUGAACAUGUGCAAGAACAUCCAGUCUGCUGAGAGGGCAGUGAUGAAGCAACAUAUUUUGAGGAAAGUGAGAUCGGCAGCGAGAGGGGAUAAUCUGGAGGCGAGUCUAGUUGCCUCUGUGGAGGCCUGCAUUUCUGAAGGCACAAAGGGAGCUAGCAGUAGUGGCAGGAGAAAUAAGUAGCACUUUGCUGUAAAUUUCAGUAACUGAAACAUAUAUACUCCUAGUUCUUUUUGAAUGGACAAACCUAUAUAGAUUCAGUUGGUGCCGGCUGGGAAUUCAGACAGUUAUUCAUCAAUAAUUCAGGACCAAUAUUACAUUUUCAGUA
This is a messenger RNA of Brachypodium distachyon (stiff brome), 3756 nucleotides long. RefSeq lists its product as uncharacterized. NCBI's taxonomy places the organism in Eukaryota, Viridiplantae, Streptophyta, Magnoliopsida, Poales, Poaceae. Gene Ontology annotation, molecular function: ADP binding. Bases 483 to 3611 code for a protein of 1042 amino acids. The record is from RefSeq and is a predicted model, not a curated record. The transcript is spliced from 3 exons.